Lymnaea stagnalis (great pond snail) is the source of this 2914-nucleotide messenger RNA. NCBI's taxonomy places the organism in Eukaryota, Metazoa, Mollusca, Gastropoda, Lymnaeidae. The record is from the annotation of a GenBank genome assembly.
CAAUCAUACAACAUCUGGCAGGCCUGAGCACUGUGUGUGGGGACGAUCAAAAAAGGGGGUGGGGGUGAUUUGAUGACAUUAAAAGCCUGGGGUCUUGUUGGAAUUGAAGCAGUUCGCUUGUUUAUCAUCUCUGAGCCUGUGGUCUCCAGAUUUUUGUGUCAAGUUUCCAAAUUAAGGUUUGUUCUAUUGUUGGAUAAACGAAAACCUUUUUGAAGAGAUCACAUAAUUUUCUUACAACAAAAAAAUCAUUUUCCAAUUUCAUUUUAAAGGUCUUUUUCAAAAUUAUAAUAUUCGCCUAAAGCGUAAUAUGUGUAAAUAACAGAACCAUUAUUUCAAAAAAAUAUUUUUGUUUGUUACAGUCUAUAAAUGCUUUGACUGUCUGUAACAAAUACACAUUUUGAUUUAGGAAAUAAUAAAACAAUGCUAACAAGUUCAAUUUUUACUCACAUUACUUGACUAGGGCCUGCAUAAUUAUUUCAUCUGUUAAGUUUGUGUCUCACAUUAAUUGAAUUGGGACUGCAUGAUUAUUUCAUGUAAUUUUAUUUUUCUCUUUGCUUAACUUAAAUUAACUUAAGUGAAUUAUUUUUUUGUAGCAGAAACACUGUACAAGAUAACCUGUAUAUAUGAAGAACUCAUUCGAUACUACUGUUAUAGCGUUAUAUUUUUUUUAAAAUGAACGUGGAGUUACAGUGGAGUAUGUAUAGAGUCAGCAAUCUAUCCAAUUGUUCAUGAUGCAGUCCCAGAUUGAAACGUCUGAAUCGUGUAUCUAUUUUGGGCUAUCCGUGGCGUUUAAAUAACAAACAGACAAAAAUAAUUCCUUUUUCUCUUUUCUUAUGCAGGCAGUAGAAUGAAAUUGUUUCUUACUACCUUUGCUUUGUCGGUCUUCUGUAUCAGUGCUACCUUAGGGGAGUCGGAAGUCAAUACUAGGUCAUCCUGUCGCAUCAAUGGUGAGGUGAGUAGAAAAUAAUGUCUUAUAAAUUGUCAGAUGAGUAGCAAAUAAUACGUCUUAUAAAUUGUCAGAUGAGUAGCAAAUAAUACGUCUUAUAACAUGUUAGGUGAUUAGUAAAUAAGAUGUCUACUAACAGGCUUUUAACUUGUGAGGUGAAAACAUGUAACAUGUUGUGUCCUUUCUAUAAAAAAAUUAAAAAAUUAUCAUGUUAUGAAUAAUAACUUUACGUCAUUAUAAAAUCAUUUUUUCAUUUAAUUAAUGUGUUUUCAUUAAUACGACAUAGUAUCAUUAGUUAUGUGAUUUUGUUAACAUUUGAGCUAUCGUGUUAUCCUCAAUGGCCUAAAGGAAUAAGUCAUUGAGUUUUUAAAAAUCUUUCAUCAUUGAUUAAAAAAAAUGAUAAUAAUAAAAUUACCGAUGAAUUAAAUGAUUAAGUCUUAGCUAUCAUUUCUUCAUAUUCUUAUAUUGAAACAUUUUGAUGAUGCCCCUGUUAAGCGCAUUAAUGAAGGAGAAACUGUUGGGAGACGUCUUGAUGGCUGCAACAACUGUUUCUGUUCAUCUUAUGGCUUUGGCUGUACGCUGAUGGCCUGUCCAUGGUACGAAGCACUGGACUGUGAGUUUGAGGGACAGGUAAGCAAAUGUGUCUAUAAUUUUAAUUAAACUGGCACUUAUCGUGUCUACCAUCUAAAUGCUUUGUUCCCACAUCUUUUAAAUGGUGAUGUUUUGUAAUAUUAUUCCAGCCCAUGAUGACGUAUGCGUCGUCCUUUCAAGGUGUAAAGUUUGACCAACUCAACUUUUGAAUGCACGCGCCCCUAUAAGAAAUCAGUUAUUUAUGGUGUCAACUUUUUGGUUUUAUUUAACAGCACUACAACCACUAUGACGUCAUCCCAUCUGAGGAUUGCGGGGACUGUCGUUGCAUGAAUGGCAAUCUGGCAUGUACCAACUGUCCAGCUUAAAAUCUGGCAGGUAUAAGCCAUAUCAUUAGCAUAAAAAUUAAUUUUAGAAUUUAAUUAUUCAUGCUUAAUAUCUAGUUUACUUUGCGAUAAACAUCUACAAUUCUACUUUUCAAAUACUAAAUGUUAAUCUGAAGAAUACGUUAUUACAGUGGUUCUCAACCUUCCUAGUGCCGCGACCCUUCAAUACAGUUUCUCGUGUCGUUGCGACCCCCAGCCACACAAUUAGUUUCAUUACUACUUCAUAGCUGUAAAGAUAUGUGUUUUCAGAUGGCCUUAAGCGACCCCUGGAAAAGGGUCCCGCGAUCCCCAAGUGGGUCGCGACCCACAGGUUGAGAACCGCUGCGUUAUUAUGUUACAACGGAUUAGCAAUGAGCUUACACAUGCAAUGUACAAAAAAAUAAACGAGUGGUGUUACACAAAACAUCCUGAUGAUAGUAGUUGUAAUAUUUUAAACCUGUGGAAUAAACUGUCAAAGAUGUAACAAAUGCUGAUCGCAACAUCGUGUUUUCUCAAAGUAGCUUGAGUCAUAAGAUGCCCUUGUCUUUUGUAUUACUCUCUACCCAGUGGGGUUUACGUUUUAAACACACCACAUAAUUUUAUGACAUGAACAACGACGACAGUUUCACUAAGUUAUUUAUAGUCUUUACAAAAUAUGCUUAUUGCUUUUUUUACAUUGCCAUUUUGCAAAUUAUUUGUUGGUAGUUGUAAAGAAAAUGUGAGCUUCUUGUGAAAAAAUUUCACACUUUCAUCCAAUUCACAGAUUUGUAAGGGAUGAUGACGAAUUCGUAAUAGUUGAUGACAUCAUCAUGGGAAUAUACACUGAAAGACUCGCUUGAACGCUAUGGAAUAUUUCUUUAAGAUGUCUAUGUCAACUUUUGAAUAAAUAGUGUCCUUAUUAAGUUUAAUAACAUAAUAUUUUCUUGUUUGAAAAUUUUGUUUAUACGAUAUAAACUGGAAAUGUUCACGAAGUUGACUUGAAUUUCAAGAAAAAUAAAAUGUAUUUCAGCCAUUU